Messenger RNA from Cladophialophora carrionii CBS 160.54, 681 nucleotides. RefSeq lists its product as uncharacterized. The record is from RefSeq and is a predicted model, not a curated record. The coding region runs from base 1 to 681 and encodes 226 amino acids. Lineage: Eukaryota; Fungi; Ascomycota; Eurotiomycetes; Chaetothyriales; Herpotrichiellaceae. Gene Ontology annotation, cellular component: membrane. Gene Ontology annotation, molecular function: fatty acid elongase activity. The transcript has a single exon.
AUGGGGUUGGAAGACAGGCCUCUUACUUCACUGCAAAGUGUCAUCUUGACAACGGGACCUUUCGUCUUCCUAUGGAGCAUUUUACGAGGCUACGUCUCUCGCAAUGGGCCUCUCAGUUUUGCACGACCGUUGACUCGUCUGAACAGUCAACUCUACGCACUCUUCUCCCUUGCACUGGCCUACCUCAUCCUCAACGACGUCUUCCAUUUCUCUGAGCUCGACGGCAUCGACAGCUCCGAUCUGGCCUACUUCUACCACCUCUCCAAGUUCUACGAAUACGCCGAUGUCUUCAACCUCGUAGCCGCUGGAACCGAAAUCGGCCCUCAUAUGGCCUUUCACCACAUUACCACGCCUUUCCUGACCUAUUUUCGGGUUCUCAACGCUUCCGACUGGCAUCUCUUUGCCUUCCUUAACUGCUUCCACCACUUUUGGAUGUACUCUUACUUUGGCGGAGUUUCUUCUUUCCGGCCCAUCCUUCCGCUGACUGGGUGGAUGCAACUUGGAGCUGGGAUUGCGCUUGAUGUGCAUUAUUGCGCGACCCAGGGUAGGGAAGCCCCUGAGGCGAAGAACCGUGCAAUCAGUAUCAUGCUAUUGGCGCGAUAUGCUAUGCUCUUCUACGAGGAAUUGAAGGGCAGUAAUGCGAAGAAAGAAGUGGAGAAGAAUGAGCAGAAGAAACAGUAA